Rosa chinensis is the source of this 947-nucleotide messenger RNA. RefSeq names its product protein DJ-1 homolog D-like. The record is from RefSeq and is a predicted model, not a curated record. Bases 6 to 947 code for a protein of 313 amino acids. Lineage: Eukaryota; Viridiplantae; Streptophyta; Magnoliopsida; Rosales; Rosaceae. The transcript is spliced from 2 exons.
UCUGAAUGCAACGUUUGAUGACAUCGAAUAUAUAUAGCAACUAUGAUGGAAUAAUAAUUCCCGGAGGACGAUCUCCUGAGUAUUUUGCUAUGGAUGCAUCGGUUUUAGAAUUGGUCAACAAGUUUGCCGCGUCCAGGAAGAUAAUUGCUGCUAUGGGCCGUGGGGUAUUGGUCUUAGCAGCUGCAGGCUUGGUUAAGGGGCGCAACUGCACAGGGUUCCCACCUAUGAGACCUGUACUCCUUGCUGGGGGCGCUCAGUGGGUGGAACCUGAUACCAUGGGGACGUGUAUCGCCGAUGGUAAUAUAAUUACUGGGGUAUUGGUCUUAGCAGCUGCAGGCUUGGUUAAGGGGCGCAACUGCACAGGGUUCCCACCUAUGAGACCUGUACUCCUUGCUGGGGGCGCUCAGUGGGUGGAACCUGAUACCAUGGGGACGUGUAUCGCCGAUGGUAAUAUAAUUACUGGGGUUACAUAUGAAGGUAAUGCUGAGUUCAUGAGGCUUUUUGUCAAGGCAUUGGGAGGACACAUAAUUAGUUCAGAGAGAAGGAUCCUGUUUCUUUGUGGAGACUUCAUGGAAGAUUGUGAGACUUUUCAGUCACUUCUAGCACUUGGAUGCCAUGUUGAUGCAGUUUGCCCCAAGAGGAAAGCUGGCGAUGUAUGUGCAACUGCAGUCCAUGAUUUUGAAGGUGACCAAACCUACAGUGAGAAGCCAGGCCAUAAUUUCAUUUUGACAGCCAACUUUGAAACUAUAGAUGCCACAAGGUACGAUGCUCUUGUAGUCCCUGGAGGUCGUGCCCCAGAGUAUUUGGCAUUGAAUGAGAAGGUUAUUGCAUUAGUGAAACAUUUUAUGGGAGCAAGGAAACUAGUUGCAUCCAUUUGCCAGGGUCGGCAGAUUUUAGCUGCUGCUGGUGUUCUGCAGGUAAGGGCAAUUUACAGAUUCACUUAUUAA